Annulohypoxylon truncatum is the source of this 2205-nucleotide messenger RNA. RefSeq lists its product as uncharacterized. Gene Ontology annotation, biological process: regulation of transcription by RNA polymerase II. Bases 591 to 1802 code for a protein of 403 amino acids. Gene Ontology annotation, molecular function: DNA-binding transcription activator activity, RNA polymerase II-specific; zinc ion binding. The transcript is spliced from 4 exons. The record is from RefSeq and is a predicted model, not a curated record. NCBI's taxonomy places the organism in Eukaryota, Fungi, Ascomycota, Sordariomycetes, Xylariales, Hypoxylaceae.
UUUGUUAGUAGAUACAAAACACUAUUGCCAGAGGUGUACUUAUCCAAAUCCUUAGAAGGUAAACAUUAAUAUGUUGUAUGGUGUUAGGGGAUUCACUGAUAUUUGGAACAUCUUUCGGAUUAUCGGGUUUUUCGUCGGCGGAUGGAUAUCUCUUCAAACGCUUCGGAUCCGAAAUACCUAUUCGGUAGGUAUUGGUCUGUCGAUAUCUAAAUGAUUAAAAUAUCGCUCUUUCAUAUCUUACAAUUAUUCGUUAGACGCCUACGAAAGCGAUGUUACGUGGUUCGGUAUCCGGAUCCCCGGACAUUGGAUUUCAUAGCCACCACCGCCAGAAUCACAUCGAAGGAAUGCUGUUCCGCCCGGUCAUCAUCGGUCAGGUCAUCCUAUGGCGCCUGUACUCCGAAAAAUCCCGGCCUUCGGCCACGUUUCCACGUGCCAUAUUUUACAUACCCGGGGACUUAGUAUGCAUAAUCUAAGUCACAAACCUUCUCAUUAUCCCCAUAUGAUCACAACAAUAUAAAAUACGAUCUAUCAGUCUGUUUCUAACGAUCUUCCGAGUCUAAAAUAUCAAAACGUGAGGAGUUUAGGUUAAAAUGGUCAGAAUAGCUCGUCGCUCUCACAAAAAAUCUCGCGCGGGAUGUUCUGUAUGUAAAAGUCGACAUAUCAAGUGCGAUGAAGGUCGGCCGGCUUGCGGCAACUGCAAAAUCAGCUCGAGAUACUGCUCAUUUCUAACAUCAGAUUCACAUCUCCCAACUGUGAGCGAAGACUCAACAUCGUCUCCAACUCCAGGCUUUCCCACUCGUCAGUUAGACGCAUCUCCGUCGCCCCUUCGAUAUUCUCCUCCCAGCCCUAGUCAAGAAUUACCAUGCCCAAACAUCGCGGUCGCCAACAUGGUGCAUAUGGAGCUCUUUCAUCACUUUAUGUAUAGCAACUUAUUUGACCUACCGCCCCCAUACGAUGAUUCCGAUAAAAAGAUAGCGCCAUUGAUCACCGAGGUCGCACUGUCUUAUCCUUUUCUAUUGAAUGAAGUCUUAGCCUUCUCAGCGCUUCAUCUAUCCUACGUCCAGCCUUCGAAUGCUCAGUUAUACAGACACUAUGCCAUUGGCCUCCAGACGCACGCUCUCGGCAUCUUCAACGGCGAAAUGAUAGAAGUUAAUCGAGACAAUUGCAUGGCAAUCUUACUAUUUUCAUGGCUUUUGACUUUACACUCGCUCAUCGAAACGGUGGACUCGGCUGGAUCGGCAGAUAUCCACAGUUUGCUGGACCGGUUUGUUCAUUGCAUGCAGCUGCACCUCGGAGUGCGGGCCGUUAAGACGGAAGCAUGGCAUAUGAUGCUUGAAUCUGAAAUGGGGUUCGGGUUGGAAGCAAUCACAAGUAUGAUGGAAUAUGCAAACCCGGGGUCGCAUACUGCCGACCUGAAAAGCUGCAUCCAAAACUCGAAGACGUUAAACAACGACGAGAAGUCGACUUGCAUAAGAGCCUUGGACAAUAUUCAGUGGUUCUUGAGUUCGAUUGACGGAACGGAGAAAAAUGGCUCGUCCUUGGUAACCGCGAUUUUAUCUCUGAUCUCGUGGCCGGCGAAGAUCAAUGUCGAAUUUCACCAGCUCAUAGCCGACAGAACACCGGAGGCCCUACUUGCUCUUUCCUAUUACGCCAUACCAUUACAUCUAUGUCGAGAAAGUUGGAUCGUAAGAAACGCCGGUCAACUGCUCCUUCAAAGUAUUCGAGUACACCUACCCGACGAGUGGCAUAGGUGGCUGGAUUGGCCGGAAGAGAUGAUGGAGAGGAUAUCCGCGGGCGUCUGAGGGCUUGGUGGCUUCCAGAGACGGCCACCAGGAGAAUAUUCUUCCCAUGAAGGUACCCAAGCUUCAUCUGUGGUACAUUCUCCGCGGACUCCUUGUCGGUCGAGAGAAUUACACAUAUAAUCCGCUAUUAUAGGAUCGAAAUGGAGAAGAAUAGUCCAUAUCUUAGCUUGAGACAUUAACUGGACGCUUUAUCUUAGGAGUCAUACCUCGCGAUUUUCUCCUUCACGUCGAGAUCUUAUUCGCUUCGCGAUCAGGCGUUCCGCCCACACCAGACGCACGGUUGCUUCUGGGCUGGCAUACCCCGUUAUCCCUUUUCGGGCACGAGGCAAGCUAGUAUAUCUAAUUCAUUGUUCGUCGCCAAAGGACAUCCAAUGGGUACUAUAUUGUGUAUUCUAGCUUCGUG